Dichotomopilus funicola is the source of this 657-nucleotide messenger RNA. RefSeq lists its product as uncharacterized. The record is from RefSeq and is a predicted model, not a curated record. Lineage: Eukaryota; Fungi; Ascomycota; Sordariomycetes; Sordariales; Chaetomiaceae. The transcript has 2 exons. The coding region runs from base 1 to 657 and encodes 218 amino acids. Gene Ontology annotation, molecular function: protein binding.
AUGGCUGGCCGCGCUAAAGAGGAAGAGCACGAGGGCGCCUCAACAAGCGAACUCCUAAUCGAAGCCUGCCGGCGCAACAACACCGACCUCCUAACCGAACUCCUCACAACCCUCCACACCGACGAAGCCAUCGCCACCGCCCUCAACACCACCACCACCGUCCUCGGCAACCACCUUUACCACGAAGCGGCCGCCCAAGGCAACUACGAGAUCAUCGACAUGCUCCUGGACCAGCCCGGUUUCGAAUGCGACCCGAUCAACCGCACCGACGGCGACACGCCCCUGCACACCGCGAUCCGCUGGAUCAACAGCGAGCCGCCGGCACAGCGGGAGUUUGGGAACGCCCUGGUUGAGAUGAUGCUUGAGGCUGGGUCGAGCACGCGUACGCGUAACAAGGGGGGGCUGACGCCGCUGCAGUUGGUGGACCCGCGGAAUGAGGGGUUGAAGGAGGUGAUUCGGAAGCAUGAGUAUGCGGCGCUGAAUGCGGGGGACUUUGUUAGUGCGGAUGAGGUUAAGGGGGUGAAGAGUCAGAAUCAGCCGCAGCAGCAACAGCAGCCGGAGGCUGGGGAUGAGGAGGAUGAGGAUGCGGAGUUUAGCGGGAGUGAUGAGGAGGAGAGGGCGGAGUGGGAGAGGCGGAGGAAGGCCAAGAGGGGGUAG